Myxocyprinus asiaticus (Chinese sucker) is the source of this 4000-nucleotide messenger RNA. RefSeq names its product lon protease homolog 2, peroxisomal. Lineage: Eukaryota; Metazoa; Chordata; Actinopteri; Cypriniformes; Catostomidae. The record is from RefSeq and is a predicted model, not a curated record. Gene Ontology annotation, molecular function: ATP-dependent peptidase activity; ATP hydrolysis activity; ATP binding. Bases 104 to 2623 code for a protein of 839 amino acids. Gene Ontology annotation, biological process: protein targeting to peroxisome; protein quality control for misfolded or incompletely synthesized proteins; protein catabolic process. Gene Ontology annotation, cellular component: peroxisomal matrix. The transcript has 15 exons.
CUGUUUUCAUUCGCACAAGUUUGUCAUACGACGAAGGCGUUCCUUAUUAUCUAGUGCACUGCGAUUAGUUUUCAUCUAAAAACAUCUGUCCAAAUCCCGAACAAUGUCUUCCAGCAGCGGUAUUCAGAUCCCCAGCCGGUUGCCUUUGCUGUGUACACAUGAUGGAGUACUUUUGCCCGGCUCGACCAUGCGAAUCAGCGUCGAUACUGCGAGAAACAUGCAGUUAGUGAAGAGCAGACUGCUGAAGGGGACCUCGCUCAAAAGCACCAUCAUCGGAGUCAUUCCUAACACCAGAGACCCCGAGCACGACAGCGAUGAGCUCCCGUCCUUACACAGCAUUGGCACUGCUGGACUGGCGGUGCAAGUAGUGGGCAGUAACUGGCCGAAACCACACUACACGCUGCUCAUUACAGGGUUGUGUCGCUUCCGUGUGACCCAGCUGCUGAAGGAGAGACCUUUCCUAGUGGCAGAGGUGGAACAGCUAGAUAAACUGGAGCAGUACACGGAUGGAGAUCAGGGAGAUGGAGAGCUGGGGGAGCUGUCGCAGAGGUUCUAUCAGGCUGCUGUACAGCUGGUCGGGAUGCUGGACAUGUCGGUGCCUGUGGUGGCGAAACUCAGACGGCUGUUGGACAGUUUACCUAAAGAAACACUGCCUGAUGUCCUGGCCUCCAUGAUCCGCACUUCUAACAAAGAGAAACUGCAGGUGCUGGAUGCAGUAGACUUGGAGGAGCGGUUUAAGAAGGCCCUUCCACUGCUCACCAGACAAAUUGAGGGGCUCAAACUGUUGCAGAAGACCCGCAAACUCAGACCUGGCGAUGACAAGAGAGUGCUGGCCAUUCGUAAAGGUGGAGUGUUCCCAGGCCGUCAGUUCUUGCUGGAGGAUGAGGGGGAGGAUGAGGAUGGUGAUGAUACAGCUUUGCUGGAGAAGAAGGUGAAGGCUGCAGCCAUGCCAGAGGCAGCACUGCACGUGUGUCUCAAAGAGCUUAGACGAUUAAAAAAGAUGCUGCAGUCCAUGCCAGAGUAUGUCCUCACCCGCAACUACCUGGAGAUGAUGGUGGAGCUGCCUUGGAACAAGAGUACCACCGAUUGCCUGGACAUCCGUGCGGCACGGGUGCUCUUGGAUAAUGAUCACUAUGCCAUGGAGAAGCUGAAGAGGAGGGUGCUGGAGUAUCUGGCUGUGCGUCAGCUCAAGAGUUCUCUUAAGGGGCCCAUCUUGUGUUUUGUGGGACCCCCGGGUGUGGGAAAGACCAGCGUUGGACGUUCCAUCGCCCGCACACUGGGUCGAGAGUUCCACCGCAUCGCCUUGGGAGGAGUCUGUGACCAGUCAGACAUCCGUGGCCACAGACGCACGUAUGUGGGUAGCAUGCCUGGCCGCAUUAUAAAUGGACUAAAGACUGUUGGUGUAAACAACCCUGUCUUUUUACUGGACGAGGUGGACAAACUGGGCAAGAGCCUGCAGGGAGACCCUGCCGCCGCCCUGCUGGAGGUUCUGGACCCAGAGCAGAACCACAGCUUCACUGACCAUUACCUCAAUGUGCCUUUUGACCUCUCGCAAGUGCUCUUCAUCGCCACUGCAAAUACGACUGCGACAAUCCCCCCUGCCUUAUUGGACAGAAUGGAGGUCCACCAGGUGCCAGGGUACACCCAGGAGGAGAAGGUAGAAAUAGCCCACCGGCACCUGAUCCCUCAUCAGCUGGAGCAGCAUGGACUGACUCCACAACAACUACAGAUCCCACAAGACACCACACAGGAUAUAAUUAGCAAGUACACACGGGAGGCAGGCGUGCGAUCUUUGGAGAGGAAGAUUGGGGCCAUCUGUCGAGCAGUGGCUGUGAAGUUCGCUGAAGGUCGAAUGAUCUCUAGAGCAAAAUCCCCAACUGAACAACAUGCAGAAAAGACUACAGAAAGCAAGGAGGAGGCUUCUGGGAUAGCAGCACCUCCAGAGAUGCCCAUUGUUAUCGAUCACAUUGCCCUUAAGGAUAUUCUUGGCCCACCACUUUUUGAGAUGGAGGUAUCAGAGCGACUGACCCUACCGGGUGUGGCGAUAGGCCUGGCCUGGACUCCAAUGGGUGGGGAAAUAAUGUUUGUGGAGGCCAGUCGUAUGGAAGGGGAAGGGCAGUUGACCCUGACAGGACAGCUGGGGGAUGUCAUGAAGGAAUCAGCCCACCUAGCUAUUAGCUGGCUCCGCAGCAAUGCCAAGACUUACCACCUCACUAAUGGCAAUGAUCUUUUGGAGGGUACCGACAUCCACUUGCACUUCCCAGCAGGUGCAGUCACUAAGGACGGACCCUCAGCAGGUGUUACCAUAGUAACAUGCCUGGCCUCAUUGCUGAGUGGGCGGUUGGUGCGCUCUGAUGUGGGCAUGACUGGAGAGAUCACUUUGAGGGGACUGGUGCUACCGGUGGGCGGCAUAAAGGAUAAAGUCUUGGCAGCUCACCGGGCCAAUCUGAAACGAAUCAUCAUCCCCAAGCGCAAUGAGAAAGACUUGGACGAAAUACCUUCCCAUGUGCGAGCUGACCUGGAUUUCGUUUUCGCCAGCACUCUGGAUGAAGUCCUGAAUGCGGCAUUUGAUGGGGGCUUCCCUUCAGCUGUCAAUCAUCCACAAGUUGUUAGCAAACUCUGAGACUGCAGUUGAUAGAUAACUAACGCACACAGAGUUGCUCAAGACUUUCUUCUCAAAGGAUUUUCAACAGUAAUUAUUAAUGUUUCCCUCAUCUGCAAAGAAUGGCUUUUUGGUAAUGAAUCAGAUUAAGAUCCCUUAUUCUUUUUCCUUUAUUUCUUUAAUAACAUAUAAUUUGUCUGUUGUAAUUGUAAUUCAUGUAAUUAUGCUCCUGUUGAUCUGACAACAAAAUAAGCUAAAGUUGGCAAAGCCAACUAUUAGCUGUUUAAAAUGUAGAUUAUAAAUGAAUUCCACUUGUUUUUGGAAUAUUGCAUAGGAUGUUAAUUGUGACACUUAAAAGGUGUAAUUUAACUAUGAGAGUGUUCUUCAUAUAGUCUUCAUUAUUAAUUUUCAGAUUGGAAAAUUUGAAUGUUAUGUUUAGCAUGAUGAAAACUAAGUACAAUUUUACAUAAGCAUAUAGAUUUGGUUAUGAUACGUCAAAUUUGAUAUGAGUUUGAGAUUAUAUAAUUUCCAUAAUAUUUCCAUGUUUAUUCACAGGGUUUAAAUGGAUAUACUGCUUUCUAUGUCAUAUUAAUCUGAAUGGUUAUACAUUAGAUGCAAAUGCAAUUUUCUAUCUGAAUACCUAAAAUACUUUGAAAAGUAACUUACUGUGACAUCUAAUCCACAUAUUGUUGCUUCAGUUUGUAGUUUUCAUUAAUAUGAUAAUUAGAUGUAUUAAACUGCCAAUGGUUUACAUUUGACCUUCUUUUGGGAGAUAAGAACAAUGAAGGCAUUCUUAUUUGAUGAUGCUAAUACCUGAAUGACAGCUUUGGCCUGAAUAUGCAAGGCAUGUUUGGAAAUGUCUUAAGAUGUAGCUUAGCCAGUUUAACUGAAGCCUGUCAGUUCCAUAUGGAGGGUAAAAAUUAAGCAGUAUUUUCUUAAAAACUGCACUAAAAAUAUUACCCGUUCAAUCGUGCUACAAAUUGAGAAUUCCUAAGCAAUUUAAAACUACUCCAUUAAUUUAGUCUGAUUAUAGUUGUGACAUAGGAAUAAAGUAGUUUGCCCUCUAGCAACACAAUACACAGCAGAUGCACUAGAGCAGGGGUGUCAAACUCAGUUCCUGGAGGGCCGCAGUCCUGCUCCAAAAUGCCUCCUUGUAAUCUUCAAGCACUCCUGAAGACCUUGAUUAGCUGCUUCUGGUGUGUUUAAUUAGGGUUGGAGCAAAACUCUGCUGGACUGUGGCCCUCCAGGAACCGAGUUUGACACCCCUGCACUAGAGGAUGGCAAUAAGAAAGAGCAGUGCUUCUCAACUGUUGGGUCGCAGGUGUAUUCUAAUAUGGUAGCAGAUAGCAGGGGAAAACAAUGGCAAAUGUACAUAAUAAAAUGGAACUACACAAAUAA